GAACGGUACCAUCGUGGCGAACACACGUGUAGCCCGGAGCAGCUAGCCCAGGCUCUACGUCGCCGCCACCGCCCUCCACACACACACACACCCGCGAAAGUGAUAUUUCCACAUUGUUGGCCGGCCAGUUUUUGCUGCGCGUCCGUGGUGGCAGUGCUCGCGGACCAACGCCUCACUCCGUCCCCGCCCGGGUCCGCAGCAUCACCUCCGCCUCUCCGACUCCGUCUAGUCAGCCUGGUGGUGCCCGGCCAAGGGUACUGCCUUCGGCACUCCCACCCCCACCCCCCCACUGCCACCCCCGCCUGCGUCACUUAGGUCUACCUGUGACGUCACAUUGCACAGUGCCCUACACUAAGGCACAUGUACAUGGCGCCCUCAUUACUCAGUGUAGGACUUGAAGUAGACAGAAGUGGAGCGUGUUCCGUCUCUGCCCAGUGUUAAGACGGUGCAAUAAGAGUGACAGUUGCAGGAUACUUAGCCCCCAUCAGUGCCUCGCAAGUGUUCACCUCCGGGCAGUGUGCAUACAUAACCAGCACAACCUCACUCCUUAUAUAGAAACUUACAUUAUUGCUUCCGUCCAACGCUGUUUAUUAUGAAGUGACCCGACGCGUAUAUGCUCUAGAAACCUGCGCCAGCGCACACAUCAACAUGGAUAUUACCUUGACAAGUCUCUGUAAAUGAACGUGAACACAAGCCCCGCUGUGACUGCCAAUGUGCUGCUUGCUGCGUGCCUCCAUGCUCCUUGUUGAAGGCGUGGACGUGACUCAAGAAAGCCCAAUCGUCCCGGACGAUACGCCAGCCGCGCCCCACCCCCCCUUCACGCCACCCCACAGCCACGCCCAUAACAUGCUCGUCCUCCAACCACAGCAGUCGCUCCUCCACCCUAGUGUGGCUGAGGCAUUAUCAGCAUCAUACGGCCUCACAUCUUCCUUCGGCGACGACUCUCUCAGCGGGACGACCAGUGAUGAAUUUAAAUUAGGAACUGCAUUCACAGCGACACCGGCUCCCAGCUAUGGUGAAGGCGGUAGCGAGGGCCCCUUUAGUGAAGUCUUCCAGGCCGAGUAUCUGCUGUCAGCGCCGCCCCUGGAAGAUCUGAAACCUGUCAUCACUCAUCCGCCAUCUGGAACUCCGCCCCCAGGUUCUCCUGGUCAUGCAGCCUCCACGCCCUUGUCAUCGUCAGCAGCUGCAGCCGCGGCUCUUCCUAGCUUUCAGGAAACCUAUUCUCCACGGUACAGACCGUUGGGCUCUGCUGAAGUUUUCACAUUUAAAACCGAUGAGGGUAGGCCUAUAGAAUACCCACAACCUCCACCAGCUCAUCAGGCGUUCGCCCAGGCUACCCAACAGCAACAACAAGCACAGUUACAGCAGCAACAGGCACAACUUCCUCAGCAGCAGCAACAGCAACAGCAGCAGCCAACAGCGUCUUUUGAGGCGUACGCUCACGCUCCACAGGUGUACGCUCGGCCGGCACCAUACCCAAGUCCCUCCGUGCCUGUCAGCCACGCCUACAGUGGUCCCACCAAGACCUUCAGUGGGGAGUUUUAUCCCUCUGCCCCUACCUAUGAUCCUCUUCAGCCUCUCCACCCCGAGCAAUACCUACGACCUUCCACAUCUCACCACUACACUGAAAUGGGAGUACCUUCCACUUCCAGCACCCCGCCCAUGUCUUUCCUUGGCCGCAAGGGACCCGGAGAACAUAUUGACCCUGGUCUAAUGCGGCUGCAUGCUCCUCCUAUGAGUGCUGGCCGCCAAGUUUCGGAGCAGAAGCCACAGUCACCAGCACAACUGUGCGCCGUGUGUGGAGACACUGCUGCCUGCCAACAUUACGGUGUUCGGACCUGUGAAGGCUGCAAAGGAUUCUUUAAACGUACCGUCCAGAAAAAUGCCAAGUAUGUGUGCCUUGCCGACAAGAAUUGUCCUGUUGACAAGCGACGUAGAAAUCGGUGUCAGUUCUGCCGUUUUCAGAAAUGUCUGGUCGUCGGCAUGGUGAAGGAAGUAGUCAGGACUGACAGCCUGAAAGGUCGGCGAGGUCGUCUACCUAGUAAGCCCAAGAGCCCACAGGAGUCCCCCCCGUCACCGCCUGUCUCACUGAUCACGGCUUUAGUAAGGGCACAUGUCGACACCACUCCGGAUGUCUCCAACCUCGACUAUUCACAGUACAGAGAACCUUCCAAUGGUGCCGAGUCGCCCUCCACGGAGGCAGAAAGAAUACAGCAAUUCUACUCAUUACUCACCUCUAGCAUUGAGAUCAUCCGACACUUUGCAGAGAAAAUUCCAGGCUACCAUGACUUGGCCCGCGAAGACCAGGAUCUUCUGUUCCAGUCGGCAUCUCUCGAACUCUUUGUUUUAAGAGUUGCUUAUAGACUUGUAAACAACCCCGAAGACACCAAGUUUGUGUUCGACAGUGGCAGAGUACUGCACAGGUCUCAGUGUGACCGCUCUUUUGGGGAGUGGCUACAAGGUAUUCUCGACUUCUCCGCCUCGCUGAAAGCAAUGGAUCUCGACAUAUCUGCAUUUGCCUGUCUCUCAGCACUCACAAUCAUUACAGAGAGACACGGACUUAAGGAUACCAAGAAAGUGGAACAGCUACAAAUGAAGAUUAUCAGCUCCUUGAGAGAUCACGUCACCUACAAUGCGGAGGCACAGAAGAAGCCCCACUAUUUCUCACGCAUUCUCGGCAAACUACCCGAGCUGCGGUCCCUCUCUGUUCAGGGCCUACAGCGGAUCUUCUACCUCAAGUUGGAAGACCUGGUCCCUGCCCCUCAACUCAUAGAGAAUAUGUUCGUCUCUAGCCUUCCCUUCUGAAUUAACAGGAAACUUCUGAGACUUUACCUUACUGCCAUGGGCUCACCCAGCUUCCUACCCAUCACUACACCUCCGUGGUUGACCUUCAGAUGAAGAUGUUGGGCCACGGUUCUCCUUAAGCCGUGGCCCUCGUUCAGGAGAGAGUGGUGGUACAUCAGUGGUGCCAGGCCCUGCCCCCCAGAACCUCGUAUCCCUCCACUAGGAGCAGCAGCCACUACUACUGCCCACGCCCAUUAUACCAAAUCCACCCCUAUUGUUAAGGGUGUUCCUCAGCAAGAGACCUCAGCCAGGAAAAGACGACUUCCUCCCCUUCUGUCUCUCCCUCGACGAAUAAGCCUCGUUGAGCCUGCAUAAAAGUGCAUUGUGUUUUGUAGCGCGCGCACAUAAUGAUGCACAUAAUGGUCACAUGCACACACACACAUAGUUCGUUUACAGACUUUUACUAAAAAAGUAUAAAAAAGCAAUGUUAUUUUUUAAUAAUCGGAAUAAGGUGGUUGGAUGAGAGCCAAGAAGCACUAAGCGAGUAUGAAGGUGCUCUGUGGUGCGUGUGUUAGACUUGUCACUUCGGCAUAAUGCCUCGACAAACUAGUCAUUCUGUGAUUUAAUGGAAAAUAUAAAAAGAUUUUGAAGGAAGAGUAAUGAGAAUAUUGUUUAUACUUUGAGCUCAGUAAAGCUUCAUUACGUAUUUUUGUAAUUACUUUUAAGUCAAACCUAGGAUAGUCUGAAAUAUAAUAUUUUCGGCCUUACCUUGUGCAUAGGUAACUGUACAAAACCCUGUAGAUAAAUACUGAUUUACGCUCGUUGAGUCGCAACAAGGCGUAUUAUACAGGUACUUGUAGGAUACGCACCAUGACAAGGUCCAGUCCUAGCAACCGUGAGCAGUAAUAACAACAUAUACGACAAAGAAUCGGUAAUGAACGAGUUCCUUGGCUUGUGGGAGCGAUGUGACUGACAUGGCAGCCAAACCUCCCAAAUCCUUGGGCUCCAGUGAGCUGUCUUGUCUCCUCAAUGCUCCUUAGUCACGUGGUCUCUGUUGCAAGUUUGUAUGGAAUGUAAUAUAUAUAUAUAUAAAUAUAUGAUUAGGGGUCUCAUGGAUUGAUAUUUUUUAUACUGGAAAUCCCGCGUACAACUCAUUAGUUCUAAUGUUUAUGGUGCUGCCGCUAGCAUCCUAACAGGAAACUAGACGAUAGUUAUAGAGUGCAUUUAGUUAGUAGACCGUCUACACGGUUACUCGGACUGCCCUUUUCAUCGGCAACCUCAGAGGUAAAACUUUGCCGCUCCUCUUCAGGAAGAGGUCCAGACGUCUUCGUCAAGUCGAAUAUGAAAUCCUCUUUAGGGGUGAAGGUUGCCAAGUUUAUUUUCUAUGCUGAUCUGUGUCGUUGACUGUCUUGCCCCGGUGAUAAUAUUCUAGAGUACCCAACUUACUAACGCUUUUUUGGUCUAGCUGGGAGUUACAUGGAAGGGUGUGAAGGCCUCUCAUCCCCCCCCCCUCAAAAAUGUGCUGCUAGAACUAAUUUUUACUGUGGAAGUUUUGAGUACCUGUAGCCUGAGCGCGGCGCCCGUCUGUAAGCCAGCUGAAGAGACUAUUGUCGUUAUGGCUGCAAACCUGUAUGGUGUCUCAAUUUUUAACGUUGUCUGGUCACUGUUUUGCCUUUUAUGUUUUAGUCAGUAUUACGUGUCAUUUCGUGUCAUAUAUUCAGUGUUUACAAUUUCUUCAACGUCACGUCCACUAAAUCCAAUCCAUCUUGCGGGAUGGAGGAACCUGGCCCAACGUAGCUGCUCCCAGCUGCCCGCUCUGAGUGCAAGGAAGACACAGACAGUGUGGACGGCCGGGAGAUGGGUCGGAAUCCUUCUCUCCCUAAGUUUUGAUCUUACGUUCACUCCCAUCAUUAGUUUCCAUAGAACAACAGUACGAGAUUAAGCCAUAUGUAUGAUUCCAAAACGUCUUUAUCCCUCCCCCAACCGCACGACUAAACGCUGUUGGAAACGAUACCUAUUUGCAUGUCCAAAGAAAGGGUAAUGUUUCCCCAAGCAAGAACGGAAUUCCAAAGAUAUUGGUGGCCAAUGUGGUCUCUUGUUGUGUAAUUGUUUUUGAAUGACAAUCCAAGAGCUAUUAUUCAGUUUAUACCUAAUUUACGUCUGUUGUAACAUUUGAAUGUUUCAUCAUUAGUGUGUGAUGCACACUAAUGCACAUAUACAUAUACACACACAUACAUACACCAAAACACACACACACAUACAGAUGGCCUGUAAUGAAUGUACGAAGCACGGCCAAUGUCGUCCUUUGUACGUACCUGUGUUUGUUUAUGAUGUGGUGAAGUCUUGACCAGAAGGAAUGAUAAGGUCUGCUACCCAUGACAAUUUUAUUAGAAGAGUGUUCGUGGAACGGUGCCUAGGUCAUCUGUUACUGUGUGCAUAGUAUAUAUUUUUUUGCCUUGAGCUUCUCCGUAGCAAUAACUUGGAAGAGAGAAGGUCACACUCCCGCAUAUCCUAAAGGCUACUGACCCCACCCGAAUGAAAAACUAUGUCACUGUCUUUUAAAAGUCAUUGAUCAUACUUGUCAAUGUUAAUGACAGAAUUAUUCUUAUUUUUUGUGUUAAAUUUGAUGGUUUAGCCAACAUCCAUCAGAUGAUAAAUCUAUCGUCAAGUUGCACGGGAGGUCCAGCAACAUAACAAAGGCGGGAGGUGGUCAAUCAUUUCUCUCUUGCCUGUCAAUUGCGGUUGUCCUCGUGUCACUGUAGCGAUCCUGUGCUAGUAUCCAUAUUUGUUACUGUCGUCUCUACCUGGCUUCACCUUUGUGACGUCCGCUUAUAGAGUUAUUUUUGUUCUAUACAUACAUAUAUAUAUAUAUAUUACAUAGCAAAUAAUAUAUAUAUGAAACCCCGUACAGGUUGUUACAGUGACUAUGGCAUUUGCACAGACCAGCCACCCUCUGCCGACUGAGAUAAAUAGUGUCUUUAAAUGUAAAAGAACACGUAAUUUGCAAAGGAAUCUGAUUUAAGUUAUCAUUGAAAUGCGAAGUCUCAGAAACAGGCAAUGAACGCGAUGUUAUGUCCCCCUCGGUGAGAACUAAAGCUGGUCUGUGCUUAUACCGACAAUGUUACCAGUCAUGCAAAACCUUUUCUAGCCUUAUCUGUGGGUUACCAUCUGUUUUUAAGAAUAAUAGUAUAAUAUAUAUAUAUAUAUAUAGAGAGAGAGAGAGUAAUCCUAGUUGGAGCUGCUUAACACAUACAUACAUGGUCCUGUCGCUGUGAGCCUCAUCAUUGUCUUCAGAUCAUAUGUAUGUGAGGAAAGUAAUUUAUUUUUCUGUCCAACCUCGAUAUUGAUUGUAAAUACUGACUCGCAAGUGGUCAAAUUAUCUUAAGAGAUUUAAAACAAAAAUUAUUUUCACCGCAAUGUUUUUGUGCUACGUUCGCUGUAUUGGUGGCAGCGUGUGUUUGUUUACAUUGGUUUCUAGUUGGGUGUGAAUAUAAUAAUCCCCGAAUAUUCAAUAAGGUUGAGUAUCCUUAGAGAUAUGGAAGGAUUUUCAGCCCAAGUGAGUGACUAUGUAUACUACAAUGUUCGCGUCUGAAUGGUCCAAGUGUCUUAAUGACGUCAUAUCAGAAUAUAAAUGGGGAAACCCCUUUUUUUUUAAUUUUUUUUUAUCCUUUUUUGUGUGUGUAUCGAGUCAUAAAGAAUCAUUGAGUGUAUAAGUGUUCACAUGAUUGUUAAAGCCUACAUGUUGAAUAAAAUUUCUCUUGUUGUCAUAAAAUGAGUUAUGUUAUUCAUCUUGCAAUGCAGAAAAUGUCUUUUGGAUAUAUUGCCUGACCUUAAGGGCUUUCUUCCCAGGGAAGGUAUACUCACUCCAGUGUUUUAAAGGUAUAACUUAUUUUUUCAUGGAUUUGGAUAAAUUAAGCAAAAUAAAAGAGAAAAAAUGUCGCUGAUCUCACAAUCACUGGACCAGCAAAACAACUUCAAGUGCACUUUUGAAUAAAACAAAAGUUUUUUGAAUGAAACAAAAGGGAAAGUUCAUGGAGAGUACGCGUGUACAACAGAACUCGGUGAACCCCUUACUUGUUUUGCAUCAUCAUGUACAAUGUCUAUUCCCUCUACCCAUCCCUUUCUGGCUCUUUUGUUCCCCUCUUAUUUCCAAUUCCUUUUCCAUUCUUCGCCUCUUGUAUUCUUCCUCUGGUCCCUUGCACCCUUCUCCCUUUUCUCUGCGCUUCCUUCACCAUCUUAUCCCAGCUCCUUGUCCUCAUAUCUCCCCCUUCCAAGUGCUAUCCUGGCUUAGUAUUUUUCCCCUCAUAACUACCUUACCUUGCUAUUCUUUCUCCCCUUUUAACACCUCUACCCCCUUACCUUCAGAUUGUCCACAUUUGUGAUAUCAGAGUCAUUUUGUAGAUGUUCCCCGCCCGUGAGAAGGGCUUUUAGAACAGCCCCUUUCGGAGGCCCUGUGAAGGACUCCACUGAAAAAGGUUUCUUCAGACCCAGAGCAGGUCUUAAAAGGAGCCUUUGAGCAGGUCCUGUAAGCGACUCUCGUCUGCUGUUCCAACUUUUCCUAUUUUUUGAGAUAAUAUAAAUGAAAGAACUAA
Messenger RNA from Procambarus clarkii (red swamp crayfish), 7376 nucleotides. RefSeq names its product Hormone receptor-like in 38. Gene Ontology annotation, cellular component: transcription regulator complex; nucleus. The record is from RefSeq and is a predicted model, not a curated record. NCBI's taxonomy places the organism in Eukaryota, Metazoa, Arthropoda, Malacostraca, Decapoda, Cambaridae. Gene Ontology annotation, molecular function: nuclear glucocorticoid receptor binding; nuclear receptor activity; RNA polymerase II cis-regulatory region sequence-specific DNA binding. Gene Ontology annotation, biological process: regulation of transcription by RNA polymerase II; cellular response to corticotropin-releasing hormone stimulus.